Messenger RNA from Dufourea novaeangliae, 1569 nucleotides. Its product is annotated as CDK5RAP3-like protein. NCBI's taxonomy places the organism in Eukaryota, Metazoa, Arthropoda, Insecta, Hymenoptera, Halictidae. Gene Ontology annotation, biological process: regulation of cyclin-dependent protein serine/threonine kinase activity; regulation of mitotic cell cycle. Gene Ontology annotation, cellular component: endomembrane system. The transcript is spliced from 9 exons. The record is from RefSeq and is a predicted model, not a curated record. The coding region runs from base 25 to 1569 and encodes 514 amino acids.
AAGUAUAUACAAAUAUAUAAAAUUAUGGAGGAGCAAAAUAUUUCCAUUGAUAUUAACACUGGGAAGUUAUUGGAAUGGUUAAUCAGUAGGCGGCAUUGUAAUAAAGAUUGGCAUGCACAAGUUUUAAUUAUCAGAGAAAAAAUUAAUAAUGCUAUUCAAGAUAUGCCAGAACAUGAGGGUAUUGUAAAAUUGUUGUCUGGAGCAUAUAUAAAUUACUUUCACUGUUUAAAAAUUGUAGAAAUAUUAAAAGAAACAGAGGCAGACACAAAAAAUGUAUUUGGUAGAUAUGGAUCACAGAGAAUGAAAGACUGGCAGGAUAUUGUAAGAGCAUAUGAGAAAGACAAUGUGUACCUUGCAGAAGUUGCACAAAUUCUUAUUAGAAAUGUUAAUUAUGAAGUUCCUAGUACAAAAAAACAGAUUCAAAAGUUGAAGCAAAUGCAGAUUGAUUUAGAAAAGAAGGAGGCAGAAUAUAAAAAAUCGGAGAAUGCAGCUCAGUCAGAGUUCAAUUUAUUAUGCAAACAAUUAGGUAUUCCUGGACAUCACAUUAAACAAGAAGUGGCAGAGAAAGUAAAAGAACUUCAAGAAAUUUACGAUAAAAUUGCGAAAAAAGCAAAGUCGGUAGACAAAGCUGCAGAGUUUUAUUGUGGCUUUGUUAAUUACACUCUGGGCAGACAGCAUGAUGGUGGCUGUGUUCCCAUGUUGAAAUACGUAAUUGACAAAGGAAAUACUACCACGUAUGAAUGGAUCUAUGGAGAACCUCCAUUGUCAGUUAAUGAACCACCCUUGAACAUAAGUAUAGACAAUGAUGAUUUGGAAAAAAAGAAAACAGAAGAUACAGAUAACAUUGGAAUUGAUUUUGGUGAAAUUGACCUAAAUGCAGAUGUAGAUUUGGGUGAUAAUGUUAAUUUAGAAGAUGGGGGUGAAAUUGAUUGGGGUGAUGGCAAUGUAGUAGAAGAUGCACCUGGAGACAUAGAUUAUAAUAUUUCCUUGGAAGAAUCUGGUAUAGUUGUGGAAGCAGCUGGUCAUGAAGGUGGAGUGGCUACUGGUACUGAAGCGUAUACAAUUCUUGAUAACCCAACUACUAGAAGUGACUUUAUUAAUCAGCUAUUUGAGCUGGAAUCAUUCCUUAAAUUACGGUUGUACGAAUUUAAAGUCGAUGAUAGUAUGAAUUUUCUGAGCUUUAGUCAGCUGCAGGACUCAUCUUCUGUUCUGCAAUAUUCUACUUUGGAAAACACUCAGAAUAUGUUAGAUAAUGUAGAAGUUGUUUUAUCCGAGAUUUUGGACAAGAAAGUCCAACAUUUACAUAACAUUAAGCAUUCCCCAAGGUAUGUGGAUGUUUUAGCUGCUUCUUUAAAACAGAAGUUAAGUUUAAUUGAUAAAAUGACAGCUUUACAAAAUACUAUGAAACAAAAAAAGAAGGAUGCUGCAGAAGAAGCAGAUUCUCUUGGACCUCUAUUACAAUGUAUUAUACAGAGAACAAAGGAAUUACAAACACAGAUAGAGCAAGAUAUUUCAAAGAAAUAUAAAAACAGAGUUGUACGCUUAACUGGAGGCAUAAGUACUUUGUAA